UCUCCCAUGUAAUAUUCCUGUUCAUGUCGAUAUCCCCAUGUGUGUCUCUCCAUAAAUUCUCUCGAUCCCAUCCUCACAGUAGUCACAUCGAUCAUAUAUAGGUGAGAUAGCCAGCUCGCUCCUGUUGUUAGUUAUCAAAGAAGCAGCUCACAACUCCUCCCAUCGAUCGUUCUUACCACUAUCAAAAUCCCAACGCUACAAAUGGCACACCAGGUAUAACAACAAAGGGCGCACAGCCUGGAUUUCUUUCCCUAGAAAUUAACCACAAACCUUCACCAUCAUGAAACCCUCAACAUCUUCUUCUUCCUCCUCCUCGGUUCUAAAUUCUUUCCUCGUUUUGCUAGCCUUCAUUCCCUUUUCUUCCUCAUACUUGCUGCCUCCGUCGAUCAUUGGAUCGACUGUCGAGCACCAGAACCAUACAGCAAUAUCGAGUUUUCGAGUGGUAAAUAGAAGAAACUUAAUUCAGUGUCCCAACCCCAACCCUUUCCUCCAAAUCAAUGUUAGCUCAAAAAACAGCCCUUUAUCAGACGAUGAGUAUGUCAAUGUUACCGUCAGUGGAGUUUUUCAUCCUUCGGACGGUGACUGGGUCGCCAUGAUAUCACCUUCUGAUUCCAAUGUCAAAAGUUGUCCUUUGAACAAAAUUAAAUACGUGCAGACUGGUGAUACUAGUAAACUCCCUCUACUUUGUCAUUAUCCUGUGAAGGCACAAUACGUGAGCAAUGAUCCAAGCUAUCUGAAGUGCAACAAGCAGGAAUGCAAGAAAUACAACAAUACUGUUUGUGAAGUGGCAACUUGUAGUGGUACAAUAUCAUUCCAUGUCAUCAACAUCAGGACUGAUAUCGAAUUCGUGUUCUUUGCUGGAGGUUUUGAAACACCUUGCAUUCUAACAAGGUCUGCCCCCAUGAAGUUUUCCAAUCCAAACCAGCCAUUACAUGGACACGUUUCAAGCACAGAUUCCACAGCAACAUCGAUGAGAUUAACAUGGGUCAGUGGGAGUAAAGAACCUCAAGAAGUCCAGUAUGGAGAUGGAAAAACACUGACAUCAACAAUCACAACAUUUUCACAAGAUGAUAUGUGCACUUCGGUUCUUCCGAGUCCUGCCAAGGACUUUGGGUGGCAUGACCCUGGAUUCAUUCAUUCAGCAGUCAUGACAGGACUAAGACCUUCAACCGCAUACUCCUACAGAUAUGGAAGUGAUUCAAUUGGCUGGAGUGAUAAAAUCCAGUUUCGAACUCCACCUGCUGGCGGUUCUGCCGAACUAAGAUUUCUUGCAUUUGGUGAUAUGGGGAAGGCUCCUCUUGAUCCUUCUGCCGAACACUACAUUCAGCCAGGAUCUCUCUCGGUGAUUAAAGCCAUGACAGACGAGGCAGAAUCCGGAAAUGUAGACUCCAUUUUCCACAUUGGAGAUAUAAGUUAUGCAACAGGAUUUUUAGUUGAAUGGGAUUUUUUUCUUCACCUUAUAAGUCCUCUGGCUUCUCAAGUGUCUUACAUGACCGCAAUCGGAAACCACGAGAGAGAUUACAUAAAUUCUGGAUCUGUGUACAUAACUCCGGAUUCGGGCGGAGAAUGUGGAGUUGCUUAUGAGACCUAUUUUCCAAUGCCAACCUCAGCAAAGGAUAAACCAUGGUACUCUAUAGAACAAGGACCUGUUCACUUUACAGUCAUUUCAACCGAGCAUGACUGGACUGAAAAUUCUGAGCAGUAUAAAUGGAUGGAUCAGGACAUGUCUUUGGUUGAUCGAUCGAAAACUCCUUGGCUAAUUUUUGCUGGACACAGACCGAUGUAUUCCUCAACUGAUGGAUUUAGCACCGACGACAAAUUUACAAAGGCUGUAGAACCAUUGCUGGUGCAGUAUAAGGUUGAUAUGGUUCUCUUCGGCCAUGUUCACAAUUACGAGAGAACAUGUUCUGUUUAUGAAAGCAAUUGCCUGGCCAUGCCUUCUAAAGAUCGAAAUGGUAUCGACACAUACGACCACAGCAAUUUCAGUGCCCCAAUGCAAGCAGUUAUUGGUAUGGCUGGCUUCAGUCUGGACAAUUUCUCACAACCCGGAAGCUGGAGUUUGGAAAGGAUUUCUGAAUUCGGGUAUCUAAGAGGGCAUGCAACAAUGGAGGACAUAAACUUAGAGUUCGUGAAUUCAAAUACUAGACAAGUUCAAGACAGCUUCCGCAUCACCAAAGGACAAAAAUAGAUAUAUAGAUGUAAAUCUGUAUAUCCACACUCAUGUUUGUAUACUUAAAUCUCUUCUUUAUAAUAAAAGUUUUUCUUCUCCAA
Molecule: messenger RNA, 2271 nt
Organism: Populus nigra (black poplar)
Lineage: Eukaryota; Viridiplantae; Streptophyta; Magnoliopsida; Malpighiales; Salicaceae
Product: probable inactive purple acid phosphatase 27
Exons: 13
Coding region: 281-2188 (635 amino acids)
Molecular function (GO): acid phosphatase activity; metal ion binding
Source: RefSeq, a predicted model, not a curated record